Rosa chinensis is the source of this 1106-nucleotide messenger RNA. Its product is annotated as E3 ubiquitin-protein ligase ATL23. The transcript has 2 exons. The record is from RefSeq and is a predicted model, not a curated record. Bases 429 to 1106 code for a protein of 225 amino acids. NCBI's taxonomy places the organism in Eukaryota, Viridiplantae, Streptophyta, Magnoliopsida, Rosales, Rosaceae.
CUUUCUGGUAGAACUUUGAAUGAAAUGUUUCUGGUUGAAUGUUCUGUAAGGUGCAAUAUGUCGUUUUCUUUUCAUUUAUAAACAAAUUGAUCAUUAUUGGUAAGGUCAGGAUGCUCCUGUGUAAUUUAUUAACACAAAGAAGACAGAAGCAGCAGUCCACUAGUGACAAAUUUGCCAUCUUCAACCAAACAAACUCAAACCCAAGGGAGGAACACAUGUAAGAACAACCCUACUUUUUUCCCCGACUAUCUGUUCCAUCAGUUUCUUCAGGUUUCACCAAAGCAUUCUGAAGAUUCUCUACGAGGAUAAGAUGAUGCAUGAAGGCCAUCUUCACAAGCUUUUAGCUUGCCCCUUUUUGUUUAUUAGUACAUGAUUAAGUUUCGAAGGCUGCUAACAAUCUUCUGGAGUCGAAACGAGAAUUCUGUGUGAUGGUCAUGGAGAUUGUUAUCUCUGUGAUUCUACUGUUUGUUGGGAUUGCUGUUUUGGUGGUCAUUCAUAUUUGUAUAGUUGGGAGAACAUUCAAUGGAGGCAGUAACAUUCAAGGUGUUGGUAUGGUGGUUCAAAGAAGAAGCUUUGGGAUGAAAAGGAUGUCCAUUGAGGAGUUGAAUAUGCUUCCUUGCUUUGACUACAUGGCAGGAGAGAAAGGGAGUACUGAUAGCCCUGUGGAAUGUGCAGUUUGUUUGGAAAAUAUCAAGGCAGGCGAAAAGUGCAGGUUGUUGCCAAAUUGCGGGCACAGCUUCCAUGCUCAAUGCAUAGACUCGUGGUUGUUGAAGACGCCGGUUUGUCCAGUAUGCCGGAGUUGUGUCAAUCGUCCAAAGAUUGAUGUGAGUGUCGGUGAGGAAGCUAGUGUUGCAGUGAUCUUGAUAUUAGCUUUUCACCACCUGAAUUCAGAUAACAUUCGAGGCAAAGGCUUUCUCGCUUUGCCUCUUUUCUAUGUUUUGCCGAAAAUAACUCGAUGCUGGUUCUUUGCCAAAAGUCAUGUUGUUGUUGGACGCAACUCGCACGCGUUCUUGCUUUUGUGCUUUUGGAAAAUUUGUAUGCUCUGUACUUUUGUUAUUGGGUUUCAAAGUCCUCACUAUUUUGCUUCUCACCCUGCAAGACGCUAA